AUGGCGCCGCCUGUUACUUCUCCAGGUCCAGUCAAUGAGUCAAAACGGGGAUCGUUUCAGGUAUUAAUAUUCUUAUCCCUGAUGGUGGUAAUAAAUGUGAUAAAACUGAUGCUUGUGUUGAAAAUGAUGAGAGCAAAGACAGGGAAGACUAACAACAAGGAUGUAAUCGAGAUAGAAAAUGAUGGUUGUGAGUCACUUGUUCCAGUAGAAAAUAUUGUUGAAUCUGGAAAAGAAAUGUCAUCUAUUCUAGCUGAAAACACCGUUGAGAGUGGAAAAAUGAUAGAGCAUGAGACGUAUGAGCAGGAAGGUGAGUGUAGUAUGAAGUCCGAGAAGAAUAAAGACCGAGAUGCAUCCCUUGACCUUCUGAUUGCCCUGAGGAAAGGUACCAGAUCGUGUACAAAAUAUCCACUGCAGAGUUACUUGUCUUAUAGUAACCUAUCUCAUGAGUUCAAGGCCCUCACUACGAGCCUAGACACAGUGGUGACACCGAACAACAUACACACAACAUUGAAAAUUUCUGAAUGGAAAGCCGCAGUCAUGGAAGAAAUGGGGGCUCUUGAGAAAAAUCAUUCGUGGGACCAAGUUACUCUUCCAAAUGGACACAAAGUAGUCGAAAGUGAUGAUGCUUCAAAGAUUGACCGAUUAAAGACAAAAAUGGCUGAGGAAUUUGAAAUCAAGGAUCUUAGAAAAUUAGGGUACUUCCUUAGAAUGGAGGUAGCUCGAUCAAGAGAAGAGAUUUCAGUUUCCCAACGAAAAUAUACUCUGGACGUGCUUAAGAAGACGGGUAUGGCAGGCUGUAAACCAAUUGAUACCCCUAUAGAAGUGAAUGCGAAAUUAAGUAAUCUGAGUGAAGGUGUUCCAGUUAAUAAAGAGAGAUAUCAACGGCUUGUUGGAAAGUUAAUAUACCUCUCUCACACUAGACUAGACAUUUCAUAUGUACUGAGUAUGGUGAGUCAUUUUAUGCAGUCUUUGAACGAAUAA
Benincasa hispida (wax gourd) is the source of this 981-nucleotide messenger RNA. The record is from RefSeq and is a predicted model, not a curated record. NCBI's taxonomy places the organism in Eukaryota, Viridiplantae, Streptophyta, Magnoliopsida, Cucurbitales, Cucurbitaceae.